CGUUUCCGCCUCGUCCCGCCGGGGCAGCGGCUCCAGGAGCGGCCGGGAGCGAGGCCGGAGCGCAGGUGUGAGUGCUGCCCCUCCCCAUGGCUGACAUGAUUUUUGGCAGCGGGACGGGCCCCUGGGUUUGCCCCAACGACCGGCAGCUGGCCCUGCGAGCCAAGCUCCAGACGGGCUGGUCCGUGCACACAUUCCAGACGGAGAAGCAGAGGAGGAUGCAGGCCCUGAGCCCCAAGGAGCUCGAGGUCAUCCUGGGAGUCAUCCGCAAGGCAGAGCAGCUGGAGGUGCUGGAGCAGCAGCGCAUCGGGCGCCUGGUGGAGCGGCUGGAGAACAUGAGGAGGAACGCCAUGGGGAACGGCCUCUCGCAGUGCCUGCUCUGCGGGGAGACCCUGGGGCUGCUGGGCAGCUCCUCUGUCUUCUGCCAGGACUGCAAAAAGAAAGUUUGCACCAAGUGUGGGAUCGAAACUGUUGGAGCCCAGAAACGUCCUCUGUGGUUGUGCAAGAUCUGCAGUGAGCAGAGAGAGGUCUGGAAGAGGUCUGGGGCGUGGUUCUACAAAGGGCUGCCCAAGUACAUCAGGCCUUUGAGGAGCAGCAGCAGCAGCAGAGCCCUGGAGCUGCAGCCCCAGCCCUGGCAGGGCGAGGCGGCCGCGCCGGAGCCGCAGAGCGUCGGCAGCAGCCGCUCCUUCACCUGGGCCAGGGGGAAAGUGGUUUCCAGCGACAGCGACAGCGACUCGGAGCUCAGCUCCUGCAGCCUGGAUGACAAACCCGUCCCCGUGGCACCCAGGGGCUCUCCAGGGAGAAAGCUCCAAGCAGGAACGGCACCCACGAGUGGAGCCAGCCCAGCCCUGAGCAGAGCCCCGGGGAUGCCCCGGCUGUGGGGGAGCCACAGCAGCCUGGGCAGCGAGCAGGGGCCCGAGCUGAGCCCCACGGAGAGCGGCCAGAGCGAGCCAGCCUCGGACCCAGCCCCGGACAGGCGCGACGCCGGCACCCCCGGAAGCUCUUAAAACAGCGCUGAGCACACAAAAGCAACGUGGGACAACUCUGUGGAUUCUUUCCCCUCCACUGCUUCCCCAACAGAACUUUUCCCUUUCUUUGUUUUGAAGGCAAACGACGAGUCCACAGCAGGACACGGCUCUGACGGGGCUGAGGAUGGAGCUGCUCUCCCCUGGAUCCAUUCCUCAGCUCUCAGUGCAGGCAGGAACUGCUGCCAGCGGUGACUUUGUGGUGCCAGCUCCUCCACAGGCCUUGGUGACACCUGGGACAGCACCAGGGAAGGUGCUCCUUGUGUUUGCUUGGUUGGAGUGGGUUUGAUGGGGGCAGGAGGAGGUGGCUGCUGAGGCUGUGCCCCUGUUCCCUCCCUCUCUCUCUGCUCAGGGUAAGGAAUCACUCCAAGGAGUUUGCUAGGAUGGUUUUCCCACCCCUCUUGGCUGUGCAGGCUCAGGGGAGGUGUGCUGUGUUUGUUUUGGGAGCACACCCCCACCCCUCGCCCUGCUGGCUGCCUGUGAGUCCCCAAAUGGGAUAAAAGCUUUCAAAUGUCUUUAUCCUGUCCAGCUCUGCACACCUGCCAUGAGCAAGGGCCUUUCUUUUGCCUUUUUUCCUGGAAGUCUCGAGCAUCUGGCUGGCUGUGGUGCUGUCAUCGUGAGUCAGGCUGCUGAAAACUCUGCUCCAGUCCUGCUCAUUCUCCAGGACGGACAAUUUCCCUCUCAGGCCUGACAGAUGAGGAAAAUCAAAUUUCCUCACAUCUCUAGAGCAAUUAGAAUUUUGAAGACCUCAACAAAACCCACACUGGGCUGGUAGGAGAUUUUAUUAAAUGCUCCGGAGCUGACCUGUCUGUUCUGAAGAAAGAAAGGAUUCCAAAAAGUUCCCUCUGAAAUCACGGAGUUAAAGGCAAUCUGUGCCCAUUAAUGUCAGCCCUUCCCCCUGGUUAUUACUCUUUUGUUCUGUUUCCCUUUGCACUGGGCACUUUGUGUGCAUGUAGUGUGUGUUCUUACAGAUGGCUGCAGCAUGAAGAUAAAUGAGAUUGGGUGCUGGAACACUCCAGCAGAAGAUGGGAAAUCAAUCCCUGACUUGCUUUUUAAAUGAACAUGGCCCAACAGAGGACCAUUCCCUCACUGCUCUCCCAGUUAAUGUGCUGUGGCAGGUUGCUGGUGAAAUGCUUCCAGCCCUUCCUCUGUGAUCUGUUCCUGCCCUUUCACAAAUGAAAACAAAACCUUUGGGCCCCGUGGGCUCCCUGAGAUGGCAGGAACAGAAACCCCUGAAUGUGGGAUCCAGGCCAUCAGUGCUGCAGAGAGCAAGGGAUGGGGCUGUUCUGCACUGAGGGAUAUUUUAUGGCCUGUGUUGUUAACCUGGCCAUUCAGCUGCAUCCACGGAAGGGGUAAUGCCAAAACCAUCAGCUGUAUCUGAAAAAGGAACUCCAGCUGUCAGCUUCUGCUGAAAUACUGGUGUGGGUUCAGAGCUGUUUCUUCUGAGAGCUGCAGGGUGUUCAUUUUCCAAAGUGUUUAGGCACUAAGAAGAGUUGUGUUUUGCCUUGAAGCUUUUGAGAGUCCGAGUGAGGUUUGUCUCUGCUCAUUACUGCAGCCAGCCUGGCCCGCCAGCCAAAGUGGAUUCUGCAGCAGAAGGAGCAGGAAAAAGACUUCUAGCAAUUGGCUCUGUUUUCUUUAAACCUGUUACUUUCUCAUCAUCAGCUCUUCAAGGAGUUGGAGAGAGCUUUGAAAUGGGGAGUGUCAUUUCUAACCCUCCUGGAGUCCCCUGUGCCUCACUCCUGGGCAGUGUGGCAGGGCAGUGGUGCCCCCAUCCCCACUGCUAGCUCUGCACAGAGCCUGGGAAUCCUCUGUGCCACUGUGAGCUUGAUUUUGAACUGAGGCCAGCUUUUGUAAAACAUUCUCAGGGAUAAAUCUGACAUCGCUCUGGUGCCAGCGAGACUGAGAACUUUCUUACCUCUGUAUUUUAACUCCGUGGGGUAAUUCCAGCUGAGUUCCAGCCAGAAUUGUUCAAUCGGCUGUGGAAAGAUUUCUCUUGGACUGAGGGAAGGAUCUGGUGCUGGGCAAUGUGAUCCAGGCACAAAUGACUGAGGAACAUCUGCAGCUCUGUGUCUGUUUUUGAAGGCCACAUUUCCCCUCGUGGUGAUUCUUUGGUUGUUUUGCAGCUUUUGUUGGAAUAUCGUCCUUAACCUGUACCUGUCUUUUGAGCUGGCUCAGUGUGGACAAGAAGGGCUCAGUGAAUGUGCUCAUGGUCAUUUUGUGUUUAUUGUUUUCUUGUUCUCAUCUCCAUCCCUCACAACUUUUAUGUGGUGUUUUACUACUGGAAACAAUAAAGCUUUUGUUCAGUAACAAC
Messenger RNA from Prinia subflava (tawny-flanked prinia), 3333 nucleotides. RefSeq names its product rabphilin 3A like (without C2 domains) (gene RPH3AL). Bases 87 to 1004 code for a protein of 305 amino acids. The transcript has 9 exons. The record is from RefSeq and is a predicted model, not a curated record. Lineage: Eukaryota; Metazoa; Chordata; Aves; Passeriformes; Cisticolidae. Gene Ontology annotation, molecular function: small GTPase binding. Gene Ontology annotation, biological process: intracellular protein transport.